AUGCAGUACUUUCUACCGGAUCUGAGAGCAAAGAAGUUGUCAAAACAUGCCAAGCUCCACGUGAGGGCCACAAAUGAUAUUCGACGACAUCUCCUGCUGGAUAAGAAAGAGAAGAUCGUGUGGGUCUUCCAUCAAAGCACGGCCUUGAGACAGCUACUAUCAUCUAUGAAAGACGGCACGACCACGGGUGUUUUACCACGAGACCUCAUACUGGAAGUUUUACACACAAUCCAUAAUGUAUUAUUCCCUCCAGAUCCGGGCUCACAAAAGCUGCUCAGACGUCUCGUCAGGAAGCAUGGUUGGGACAAGGGCCUGGAGCUCGACACAACCACGCCCGAAAGAAAGUACAAGGAUCCGGACAUCUCGUUCAAGUAUUUUGGGCAGCGCUUGGAAGAGCUCUACGAUGAGAUGCAAACUCCGACUCCGCAUACAUGGCUGCACAGACGACUCAAGAAGAGGGAGGACGCUCGUGGGUCGCGUGGCAACAGUGGAAACAUCCUGUGA
This is a messenger RNA of Parastagonospora nodorum SN15, 504 nucleotides long. RefSeq lists its product as hypothetical. Lineage: Eukaryota; Fungi; Ascomycota; Dothideomycetes; Pleosporales; Phaeosphaeriaceae. The coding region runs from base 1 to 504 and encodes 167 amino acids. The record is from RefSeq and is a predicted model, not a curated record. The transcript is spliced from 2 exons.